Molecule: messenger RNA, 618 nt
Organism: Ascochyta rabiei
Lineage: Eukaryota; Fungi; Ascomycota; Dothideomycetes; Pleosporales; Didymellaceae
Exons: 2
Coding region: 1-618 (205 amino acids)
Biological process (GO): nucleolar large rRNA transcription by RNA polymerase I
Cellular component (GO): RNA polymerase I upstream activating factor complex
Molecular function (GO): RNA polymerase I cis-regulatory region sequence-specific DNA binding
Source: RefSeq, a predicted model, not a curated record
AUGUCGGCCAGGCGACACUAUGGAAACUUCACUCGUCCGCCUUCCGAGUCCUCCGUUGACGACGCGAGUCUGACCUCGGAACAGCCGUCAAGGCGCCCUGCAAACGUCUACGAUGCUGUAGCAGGACGCGUCACACAAGCUGGGUUGAUCGGAAACAUCACCGACGUGAAGAGCUCUCGGCAACCCCUUCGCCCGGAUGAGGUCCUCUUCAAGCAAGCCAACGCGCCAAUCCGGUAUGAGGAGACCGACUACUACAACGCCCAUGCCAGCCUGCCGGCAGAUCAGCAGCUGCCGAGCGGCGAGCUUCUCACUGCAAUCCACGCCUAUGUCUCAACACUGUACUCGCGGACCGUCGAGGGCGACAGCCAGCCCACCUGGAAAUGCAUGGAUGAGACUGCACUGAUUGCCUUGGCCAUUCUCAUGGAAGAGACGGCGCGAGAAGUACUUGGCGAGACCGGUGACUUUGCCUUUGUCGAGGCGGCCGAUGAUGAGGAAGAGGAAGUGCUUGGAGUCAGGGAUGAGCAUGAAGAGCCGGAGGAGGACAGCCUUGAACCGAUCGAAGUGGGAAGCGAGUCGACAAGUGACGGGUCUCGUUACUCUUCUGAAGAGUCAGACUGA